Molecule: messenger RNA, 1161 nt
Organism: Thermochaetoides thermophila DSM 1495
Lineage: Eukaryota; Fungi; Ascomycota; Sordariomycetes; Sordariales; Chaetomiaceae
Exons: 4
Coding region: 1-1161 (386 amino acids)
Source: RefSeq, a predicted model, not a curated record
AUGAAUCAACCACCAUAUCCGUCGAGCUCAGCGCAGAGCCUUCCCCCCGACAUGCACUCGCAACCACAUCCGCAUCAUUCACCAUAUCCUGCUCAUCACCAGAUGCAGCCGCUACCUCCAAUGCCUGCGCCCAGCACAUCCUACCCCUCGAGCACAUCUUACACAGAGCCGGCUCCGAUGGCCAGCACCGCGGCACCUCCCCCUCCUCCUCAGCCUGCACCGUCCAACGAGAGCUCCCAGCCAACGCCUUCGUCCUCCUCAGAAAAGCCACAGCUCACGCCAGAGCAGAAGCGGCAACAGGAAAUCAACCUCACACCCUUCUCUGCCACGGAUGAACUAGGCCGGACAUACAGCGAGAUCGAGCAUACUAUGUACGUUCUCAACGUCGAUUUAUGGUCUGAGGACGCCUUGAGAGAGGUCAACUUAGUCCGUCACACAACAGCAACCCCCUCCAUCUCGUCGACCUCACCAGCCUCUUAUGCUCAGAUCGACCAGGCCACACCUACCUAUUCUCACAUCCUUCCCUCAAGCCGAGACGUUGCUUAUGGGUCCCAGAUGGGCUAUGGCCCUCAGAACCAAGCCGUUGCCCCAUACGGCAUGCAGCAACCUUAUGGCCCACCUGGCUAUGUGUCAUCCAACGGAACAGGCUAUCAGCCAAGCCAGUACUACUCCCAACCGGAGCUGCACGGCCUGAAUCAAAUGGUGCCGUCACCAUACGGGCCCCCGCGGGUAUACGAUCAAUAUGGCACUGUGUCUCAACGGAUGUCGAUGAGCAGCAAUCAGCCUCAGGGCAUGUUCACCCGAAACCUGAUUGGCAGUUUGGCAGCUAGCGCCUUCCGUCUGAGCGACCCCGAAGACAAGAUUGGUAUCUGGUUCAUCCUCCAAGAUCUUAGCGUUCGCACAGAAGGUUGCUUCCGCCUGAGAUUUUCAUUUGUCAAUGUUGGCGCUCCUGGUGCUCAAGGGAACGGCGUCAACAACGGCAAGGCACCAGUACUCGCUUCUGUUUUCAGCGAUGUAUUCCAGGUUUACUCGGCCAAGAAGUUCCCUGGCGUGUGCGAGAGCACUUUGCUCAGCAAGUGUUUCGCUACCCAGGGCAUCAAGAUCCCGAUCCGCAAGGACAACCCCAAGAACAACAAUCAAGAUGAUGAUGAUGACUAUUAA